Molecule: messenger RNA, 639 nt
Organism: Mycena indigotica
Lineage: Eukaryota; Fungi; Basidiomycota; Agaricomycetes; Agaricales; Mycenaceae
Product: BTB domain-containing protein
Exons: 3
Coding region: 1-639 (212 amino acids)
Molecular function (GO): protein binding
Source: RefSeq, a predicted model, not a curated record
AUGCUCAAUCCACCAAUACCUUAUGAGCAUCCGCGGUUCUAUUUCAGAGACGGCAAUGUCAUCUUCAAAGUGGAAGACACACUAUAUCGUGUCCACCGAUAUUUUUUUGACCGCGACUCUGUUAUCUUCUCUAGCAUGUUUACUCUACCACCCGGGGCCGGACAACGUCCAGAGGGAGAAACGCCGGAAUCCCCUAUCCUGCUCGAGGGAGUCAAAAAACUCGACUUUGACCGAUUUCUUACCAUCUUAUACCCAUCGAACUUUUUGACUCGAGACACACACUCUGCUAUUGAAUGGACCUCCGUUCUUUCCCUCGCAACGCGCUGGGAUUUUGUUUCCCUUCGGACCCUGGCUAUAACCAAGCUGGCCGCCCUAACCAGCUCCAUCUCCCCAGCCGAACGCAUUGCCAUAGCCCGUGCAUAUGACAUUCAGGAAUGGCUUGCACCCGCAUUUUUUACCCUCUGCACGCGCGCCGAAGCACUCACACUUGCGGAGGGUCGCUGUCUUGGACUAGACGACUCGAUCCGUGUCGGCCAAGUUCGCCAGGCCAUCCGCUACGCCUCGAACCUUAAUAGACAUCCCGAUUCGAUCGCCGAUUUUGUUCAGGAAAUGUUCGCAUUACCAGUCAACACUACAUAG